AUGCUGACCAUUCGCUCGCAGCAGCAGACUCGCACCGCUCAUGCCACUGCUGAAAACCUGGCCCUUGACCCGAUUUCUACUGGGCAAUUCAGAUGUGGCUCCCAAAAAGUUGCCCACCGAUGCCCACAAUGGACACUAGUAAUGCAUGCACCUCACAGACCAACCGCCCGCUCUCACUCUCAUCACCAAGUCGGAUCCCUCGCCCAGCAAGGUGCUGACCGAACCUGUAGAUGCCGUGAUGCCUGCCAGAACGGCUGGGGUCGGGAGGUCCACGUUUACACAGUUCGUGCCUUGCGCUUGUCUGCCACUCUCUGCAGAGUGCAGACUCUCGAUCUCCUUGUGCCUGAGGCAUCACCUAGGUACAGAAGAAUCCAGACAUGGGAUGACGAUUGGGAGCCGCUAAGGCAGUACCGGAACGACACCCCACUCGGCGCCGGCCGCUUCGCCCAAUCGGAGGUAUCCAGGCGGUACCCACCAAGGACUAACGCCCACAUUCUCCAACCACCGCUCGGCCUUUCGACCCCUCCAUCUCUUCUCCAAACCGCCGUUUUCACCUUGCCCGAGCCACCCCCGAACCUCUCUCGGUGGUGGUUGGUUGUCGGAUUUCUAUUGAUUCAGUAA
Colletotrichum tamarilloi is the source of this 621-nucleotide messenger RNA. RefSeq lists its product as uncharacterized. Lineage: Eukaryota; Fungi; Ascomycota; Sordariomycetes; Glomerellales; Glomerellaceae. The transcript has a single exon. The record is from RefSeq and is a predicted model, not a curated record. Bases 1 to 621 code for a protein of 206 amino acids.